GGCAACUGUGGAUUCGUAUAAGAAAGUUGGCAGCACUGACUCAGACGCCGCACUGUGAGAAAAGUAGAAUAAAAUUAGUAAAUUAUUAAAUAGAAAAAAAGACAACUAGCAAUGGCUGAUUCGGAUGAUGAAUACGACCGCAAAAGGCGCGACAAAUUUCGCGGUGAACGCGACAGUUACAGACCCGAAAGGCGGGACGAGCGUCGACCGAUGGGUGGUGGGGGUGGUAACUCUCGGGAUGAGUGGUCAGAGCGCAAUCCGUUUCGAGGUAGUUCGGCAGCUGGCGGCGGAGGAGGAGGCGGCGCCAGGCACCGACCCGAUUACAGUGACUACCGCGGCUCUGGGCCACGUCCGCGCUACGGCUCGCCGGGACGUGAGAUGCCACCGGCGAAACGCAUGCGUCCCGAUUGGGGCGAUAGCGAAAUGCGUUCCAAUCCGCGAUUUGGCUAUGAUCCGUAUCUGGUGCAGGCCUGGAAUGAUCACUAUCAAUCCCUGCAUUCGGCUUACUCCCAUGCAAGUCAUGCGCCCUCUGCCCGCGAAUCAGCGCCCAGUGGGGGCGUGGCCAGCGACACACAAACGCAGCCGGCAAUGCUGACACUGAAACAGUUUCUGGACACGCAAGAUGAGAAUAUAUCCGACUCGGAGGUGAUGCGUAAAUACACUGAGUACAAGACGGACUUUAAGCGACAGCAGCUAAAUGAGUUCUUUGUGGCCCACAAGGAUGAGGAAUGGUUCAAAAACAAAUAUCAUCCCGAGGACAGUGUGCGUCGCAACGAUGAACAACGCGGAUUUCUUAAGAGACGCACAGAUGUGUUUUUGGAGCUGCUCGAGAACGGCACCAUUGGCAACGUGAAGAUCGACUCCUCUCAAGCUGAUGCCUUGGUACGUGUGCUUGACACUUGUGUGAUUAAGCUAGAGGGUGGCUCCGACGAGGAUCUCAAGGUUCUGGACGAGAAACCCAAAGAGAUCGCACCUGUGUUUGAGCGCAAAUCGGAAACAGCUGAUUCCACGGUGGUGGCCAAGCGAGAACCACCCGAUAGUCCCAAGCAGCAGACAAAAACGGAGAAGGAUGAUGAGGAUUUGCCAAUUAUUGUGUCGCCGUCGCGUAAGAAUCUGCGACCAGUUCACUCGGAUGAGGAGAAUUGGGAUGAUGAUGAUGCAGAGAUGGCAUCAGAACCGGCAGCUGCCAAGAAAGAGCAGGAGGAUGUUGAGCAGGCGUCUGAGAAGUCAGCCAAAGAGCUGCCUGAUGAGGAUUCACCCAAAAGUGGCAGUGACAACAAGCAAAAGAAGAAGAAAACCAAGAAACGUAAACGCAACAGCAGCGAUAAUGACAGCUCAUCAUCUUCUAGCUCCGAUUUGGACUCAGACUUUGACGAGGAUAAGCUGAAAGAGAAAUACGAUGUGGAAGAGGGAUUACGUGCCGAUCAAAAGGCCGAAGCACAAAAGGACAAAGAGCAGGAGGAGGCGGCCAAAGCAAGUCAGCUACCACCCGAUAGUCCCAAGCCUGAGAAUCCUGCUGAAGAUCAGGACACUGAUGUGACAGUUAUCAAAACUGAAGUCACCGAAGUGGAGACUGAGAAGACGGAAUCCACAGCUGAAGAAUCAGAAAAAAAGGCAGAGGAUAAGACCGAAAACAAUGGUGAACAGGAAAAAUCCGAUAAAGAUGAGGCGGAAAUUGUGACGCCGGCCGUCGAGGAAGUUACCGAGACAAUUGAUUUAGACAAGGUUAAAGAUGGACCACAUCCACGUGCAUUGCAUCGCACAUCGUCCAUAUUUCUGCGCAAUCUGGCGCCUUCAAUAACCAAGGCAGAGAUUGAAGCGAUCUGCACUCGUUUUAGCGGAUACCUUCGCGUGGCCAUUGCCGAUCCGCUGGUGGAGCGUCGUUGGUACCGCCGUGGUUGGAUCACCUUCACCCGCGAUGUCAACAUCAAGGAAAUCUGCUGGAGUCUAAACAAUCAGCGGUUGCGGGACUGCGAAAUGGGCGCCAUUGUCAAUCGGGAUUUGAGUCGACGUGUGCGUCCUGCUAAUGGAAUCACGGCACACAAGCAGAUUGUGCGCUCUGACAUCAAGUUGUGUGCAAAGAUUGCCAUGAAUCUGGACGAGCGCUUCAAACUGUGGAGCGAAACAGCUGCCAUGGAGGAGACACAGACGGAGGCGGAUGGCAAGUCCGGAGUGGAGUCAACAAAUGGCAGUGGAAACAAUGCAACUACUUAUGGAUUCAAUUCCAAGAAUCCAGUGCUACAAAACAUAACCGAUUACCUCAUCGAAGAAGCUUCCGCAGAGGAAGAAGAGCUGUUAGGAUUGGCUGGCGAUAGCAAGGACGCCGAGGGUGAGCCCAUCGAAAGGGAUGAGGCGCUGUUGUCUGUGUUGGAUCGUUUGGUGCUGUAUCUGCGCAUUGUGCACUCUGUGGACUACUACAAUCACUGCGAGUAUCCGUACGAGGAUGAGAUGCCCAAUCGCUGUGGCAUCAUACAUGCACGUGGUCCUGCUCCCAUGCGCGUCACCACCAACGAUGUCCAGGAGUAUAUCAAAGCGUACGAAGGCAAGCUACAGCAAUUCUUAACCAAGACUGUACAAUUGAGUGAUGAAAAUAUCAAGGAACUGGGCGCCAAGAAUGCCGAAACAGAAGUCGAGAAAUUCGUGCAAGCCAACACCCAAGAGCUGGCCAAGGAUAAGUGGCUGUGUCCGUUGUCGGGAAAGAAGUUCAAGGGUCCCGAAUUCAUACGCAAACACAUCUUCAACAAGCACGAAGAGAAGGUCGAUGAGGUUCGCAAGGAAGUGCAAUAUUUCAAUAAUUAUUUGCGCGAUCCAAAACGUCCACAGCUACCUGAGCAUCCAGGCAGCUCCAAACGCACUGAAUCCGAAUCGGGUCGAGGCGCCAGCGGCUAUCGGCCACCGAUGUAUCCACCCUUCUCUGCCAUGCCCUAUGGAUUUGCACCGCCCAUGAUGGGAGGAGGUGGACGCGGCGGACGCAAUUUUCCGCCAGUGCGCAGACCCGGUGGUUUUGAUUAUCGCGCCAGAUCACACUACCGGGACUUGGACGCGCCGCAAGAGCCGUAUUAAAAUAAUCCCAAUAUACAAUACGAAUAUAAACACAAUUGGUUUAUAAUAAACAAACAAUUAUACACAUUGAACAAUUAGUCUGCACAUUAUCAAGCAGUGAUUUCUAAAUCAAUUUCAUAAGUAAAUUAUUAAAACAAUUUCUAAAACGUAAGAAAAGCAACUACAAUUAUAAAACUGACAAAUGUUUAUCAAAAAUGUAAUGUAUGCUUAUUGUUUUGUAUUGCUUGGAUCAAAAAUGAAAAUGACAUAAAUAAAAGUUGUAUAUCAACACGAAAUUUUUAUUGAAA
Drosophila innubila is the source of this 3350-nucleotide messenger RNA. It is a transcript of the gene Ars2, whose product is annotated as serrate RNA effector molecule homolog. Gene Ontology annotation, biological process: mRNA processing; primary miRNA processing. Gene Ontology annotation, cellular component: nuclear body. NCBI's taxonomy places the organism in Eukaryota, Metazoa, Arthropoda, Insecta, Diptera, Drosophilidae. Bases 112 to 3063 code for a protein of 983 amino acids. The transcript has 8 exons. The record is from RefSeq and is a predicted model, not a curated record. Gene Ontology annotation, molecular function: nucleic acid binding.